CCCCCUUUCUCUCUCUCUCUCUUCUUAUUCUUCUUCUUUUUUUUCUUUUCUUUUCUUUUGGUCAAUGGUUUCCCCCAUCUUGUACAAGGUAACCCUCCAAACCUGAUUAUGACUAUGUACUUCAUUCAAGCUAGCUUCUUCAUCUUCCUACAUCUUCCUUGUUCCUCUCCACCUUGCUCUUUCAUUCUUCUUCUUGUAGAACCUUUUGUUUUCUUUUUUUUCAGAUGAGAGAUGAUAGAAUGGCCACCUCCUUGAUUAAUGGUCUCAGUCAUCAACCUUUAGUGACCAAUUUCUCAAUUAAUUCCAACUUCCUCAACUUCUUGGUUUUGACCCUGCUUCUAGUUUUGCAAUUCAUUCCUCCUCUCUCUGUUUCAGCUUCUUGCAACACAUCUGAUCGCGAUUCUCUCUGGUAUUUCGUCAAUUCUUCAUCUGCUUCCCCGGUGGCUUUCAAUUGGUCUUCUUCGAUUGAUUGUUGUUUCUGGGAAGGAGUCUUUUGUGAAGCAAUCGCAAAUAGCGACGACAACCGAGUUACUCAGCUUUCGUUGCCUUCUAGAGGUCUUCGUGGUGAAUUCCCUUCAUCUCUCACAAACCUUACUUUUCUCACUCACCUUGAUCUCUCUCACAAUCGUUUUAAUGGCUCUCUCCCUUCUGAUUUCUUUACGUCCCUAAGUUAUCUCAAGGACCUUAAUUUGAGCUACAACCUUCUCACCGGCCAGUUGCCGCCACCGCCGCCUUCAUCGUCCGGACUCGUGAUUGAAACUCUGGAUUUUUCAAGCAAUCGAUUCAGAGGGGAAAUACCUGCUUCGUUUAUCCAGCAAGUGGCAGUUUCGGGGAGAUUGACCAGUUUCAAUGUCCGCAACAAUAGUUUUUCAGGUCUCAUUCCAACCUCCUUUUGUGUUAAUACUACAUCCAUAAGCUCCGUCAGGUUAUUAGACUUUUCCAAUAAUGAAUUCGACGGUGGAAUAUCCCAAGGGCUAGGGAACUGCUCCAAUUUGGAGGUUUUUCGAGCGAGUUUCAAUGGUCUCACCGGUUCAAUUCCCUCCGACCUUUACAAUGUUCUCACUCUAAAGGAGCUUUCUUUACAUGUUAAUCAUCUUUCGGGGAACAUCGGCGGGGGAAUUGUUAAUCUCACCAACCUCAGAAUCCUGGAAUUGUACUCCAAUUCUCUGAUUGGCCCCAUCCCAGCGGAUAUUGGAAAGCUAUCUAAGCUGGAACAGAUAUCGCUUCAUAUUAACAAUCUCACAGGCACUCUGCCCACAUCACUGAUGAAUUGCACUAAUCUUACUUUGUUGAAUUUGCGGGUUAAUAAGCUGCAAGGAGAUCUCUAUAAUGUUAAUUUCUCUCGCCUUGUUGGCCUCACCACACUUGACCUGGGCAACAAUAUGUUCACAGGUAGUAUACCAUCGACUCUUUACUCCUGCAAAUCUCUAAAGGCAGUUAGACUGGCUAGUAAUCAGUUUUCUGGAGAGAUCUCUCACGAAAUUGCAGCGCUUCAAUCACUGUCCUUCCUCUCAGUUUCCAAGAAUAAUCUAACCAAUUUAAGUGGAGCACUAAGGAAUUUGAUGGGUUGCAGAAACCUUGGAACUCUUGUCAUGUCCAGUAGUUAUAUUGGUGAAGCAUUGCCGGAUGAGGAUAUGAUUGUAGAUGCUACCACAUUCCAAAAUAUUCAGGCUUUGGCAAUUGGAGCUAGUCAGUUAACUGGUAAAGUACCCUUAUGGAUAAGAAAACUCAGGAGUCUGGAGGUCUUGGACCUGUCUUUUAAUCGCCUUGUAGGUUCAAUACCUGAAUGGUUAGGUGAUUUUCCGAGUCUGUUUUAUAUUGACUUGUCUAAUAACAGAAUUUCCGGAGAAUUCCCCGCCCAGCUUUGCAGACUGCAGGCUUUGAUGUCGCAGCAGAUUCUAGAUCCUGCCAAGCAGAGUUUUCUUGCAUUGCCCGUCUUUGUUGCGCCCAGUAAUGCUACCAAUCAGCAAUACAAUCAGCUCUCCAGCCUUCCGCCAGCUAUAUACCUGGGAAACAACACCAUAAGUGGCCCUAUUCCUUUGGAGAUCGGGCAAUUAAAGUUUAUACAUAUAUUAGACCUGAGCAACAACAGCUUCUCCGCCAGCAUACCAGAUACGAUUUCCAAUCUCAGCAACUUGGAGAGAUUAGACCUCUCUCAUAACCACCUCACUGGUGAAAUCCCCCAUUCCCUCAAAGGCCUCCAUUUCUUGUCUUGGUUUAGCGUGGCCUUUAAUGACCUUCAAGGACCAAUACCAUCGGGGGGUCAGUUUGAUACGUUUCCUAGCUCUAGCUAUGAAGGAAAUUCAGGGUUGUGUGGUCCUCCUUUUGUGCAGCGCUCUUGCUCUAACCAGACUAGAGUACCCCAUUCCACCGCUCAAAAUAAAAGCUCCAGUAAGAAACUUGCCAUAGGAUUGGUCGUGGGUACCUGUUUAAGUAUUUCUCUCAUCACCACCCUGCUAGCGUUAUGGAUAUUAUCCAAGAGGAGGAUUGAUCCAAGAGGGGAUACCGACAUCAUGGAUUUGGACAUAGUUUCAAUUAGUUCUAAUUACAAUGCUGACAACAACACUAGCAUAGUCAUUUUGUUUCCAAAUAAUGCCAACAACAUCAAGGAGCUUACCAUUUCUGACAUAUUGAAGGCCACUGAUGAUUUCAAUCAAGAAAACAUAAUUGGCUGUGGUGGUUUUGGAUUGGUUUACAAAGCAACACUAGCAAAUGGGACAAGACUUGCUGUGAAGAAACUAUCGGGAGACUUGGGACUGAUGGAAAGGGAAUUUAAAGCAGAAGUAGAGGCUCUGUCUGCGGCCAAACACAAGAACCUGGUUACUCUUCAAGGUUACUGUGUGCAUGAGGGCAGUCGGCUGCUAAUGUAUUCAUACAUGGAAAACGGAAGUUUAGAUUACUGGUUGCAUGAGAAGGUUGACGGUGCAUCUCAACUUGAUUGGCCAACUCGGUUGAAGAUUGUACGAGGAGCAAGUGCUGGAUUGGCCUACAUGCACCAAAUAUGUGAGCCACAUAUUGUACACCGUGAUAUUAAGUCCAGUAACAUCCUGCUCGAUGAGAAAUUUGAAGCUCAUGUAGCAGAUUUUGGACUUUCUAGAUUGAUCAAUCCUUACCAGACUCAUGUUACAACCGAACUUGUUGGCACCUUAGGCUACAUUCCUCCAGAGUAUGGACAAGCAUGGGUCGCCACUUUGAGAGGAGAUAUGUAUAGCUUUGGUGUGGUCGUGCUCGAGUUGCUUACCGGCAAAAGACCUGUAGAGAUAUCAAAGCCAAAGGCAUCACGAGAGUUGGUUGGCUGGGUGCAACAAUUGAGGAAUGAGGGCAAACAAGAUGAAGUCUUUGACCCCAUUUUGAGAGGGAAGGGCUUUGAAGAAGAGAUGAUCCAGGUUCUCGAUGUUGCCUGCAUGUGUGUCAGUCAGAACCCCUUUAAAAGACCUACCAUCAAGGAAGUUGUUGAUUGGUUGAAAGAUGUGGGGGCGACCAAAGUUCCCCAAAAUAAGGAUGUGUGAAAUUGCACUUCUAUAAAUGAGAACAGUAUCAUACUUGCACACAAGAAAAAAAAAAAAAAAAAAAGGUUUUGGUUUCUUUUCCAAUGCGACCUUUUAACUACAGUUUUACUCCGGUGUAAAUGGUAAAGGUGGUGUUGUAUUUAUUAAGAUUAUUUCUCUUGUUCAUAA
This is a messenger RNA of Benincasa hispida (wax gourd), 3677 nucleotides long. RefSeq names its product Leucine-rich receptor-like protein kinase family protein (gene PSY1R). Gene Ontology annotation, molecular function: protein kinase activity; ATP binding; protein binding. Gene Ontology annotation, biological process: protein phosphorylation. The record is from RefSeq and is a predicted model, not a curated record. NCBI's taxonomy places the organism in Eukaryota, Viridiplantae, Streptophyta, Magnoliopsida, Cucurbitales, Cucurbitaceae.